Messenger RNA from Carlito syrichta (Philippine tarsier), 2173 nucleotides. RefSeq names its product family with sequence similarity 117 member A (gene FAM117A). Bases 100 to 1293 code for a protein of 397 amino acids. The record is from RefSeq and is a predicted model, not a curated record. The transcript is spliced from 8 exons. Lineage: Eukaryota; Metazoa; Chordata; Mammalia; Primates; Tarsiidae.
GGGCCCAGACACCGCCCCCGCACGCGGGGAGGUGACCGUUGAGCCCAAAUAGGCGGCGUCACCGGCCAAUCAAUACGCUUCUAGACGUUUCAGCGGCCAAUGAACAAUAAGAACGCCUCCGAUCCAGCCAGCGUCCCGUGCUCGGUGGCCCCAGAAAAGUCAGUGUGUAGGCCUCAGCCACCCCAGGUCCGACGUACAUUCUCCCUGGACACCAUCCUCAGCUCCUACCUUCUGGGCCAGUGGCCACGGGAUGCCGAUGGGGCCUUCACCUGCUGUACCAAUGACAAGGCCACCCAGACUCCCCUGUCCUGGCAAGAACUGGAAGGUGAGCGGGCCAGCUCCUGCACACACAAGCGCUCAGCGUCCUGGGGCAGCACAGACCACCGGAAAGAGAUUACCAAGUUGAAGCAACAACUGCAAAGGACAAAGCUGAGCCGCGGGGGGAAAGAGAAGGAGCGGGGCUCCCCACUGCCCGGGGACCACGCCGUGCGGGGAGCACUGAGGGGAUCCCCUCCCAGCCUCACCUCAGGGUCACCUGUCCUGAGACUCAGCCCCUGCCUACACAGGAGCCUCGAAGGGCUCAACCAAGAGCUGGAGGAGGUGUUUGUGAAGGAGCAGGGUGAAGAGGAGCUGCUGAGGAUCCUUGAGGUCCCGGAUGGGCACCGUGCCCCAGCACCUCCCCAGAGUGGCAGCUGUGAUCAUCCCCUUCUCCUCCUGGAGCCUGGCAACCUUGCCAGCUCUCCCUCCAUGCCUCUGGCAUCCCCCCAGCCCUGUGGCCGGGCCAGCCAUGAGGAACACCGGGGUGCCAUGGAGGAGCUGGCAUCCACCCCCCAUGACAAAGCCUCCUCUCCAGGCCCCCUGGCCUCCCUCGAAGAUGGAAGCCCAUCUCCAGUCCUUGCCUUUGCUGCCUCCCCUCGGCCUAAUCACAGCUAUGUCUUCAAGCGGGAGCCCCCAGAAGGCUGUGAGAGAGUGCGUGUGUUUGAAGAGGCCACGUCUCCAGGUCCUGACCUGACCUUUCUGACCUCCUGUCCUGACAAGAACAAAGUCCACUUCAACCCGACCGGCUCGGCCUUCUGCCCCGUCAGCUUGAUGAAGCCCCUCUUCCCCAGCAUGGGCUUCAUUUUCCGUAACUGCCCCUCGAGCCCGGGCUCUCCCCUCCCCCAAGCCAGUCCCAGGCCACCCCCUCGGAAGGAUCCAGAGACCUCCAAAGCCUCCCCAUUGCCAUUCGAGCCAUGGCAGCGUACGCCCCCAUCAGAAGAGCCCGUGCUUUUCCAGAGCUCCCUGGUGGUCUGAGGGUCCACCCCCCACUGUACCACAGAGACCAGUGCCUUGGUGGCAGGCCCCUCCCUGGCUCCCCUGAGGUGGGGGAUGGAGGAGCCCUUCCCUCUCGGCCUUUGAGCACUUUCAUUUAUUGUGUCAAAGCCCCAGGUCCUCUCUCGAUGGGCGCCGGCCCCCCAAAUGUGAGGGGACCUGCCUUCCCCACUAGCAACUGGGAAGCCCACAACUCAUACCCAGAGGACUCCAGUCCCCCUGGGUGUCAGUCAGAUGACUGCAUAGGAGACCUUUAUUCUUGUCACGGAGCAAGCUGGCCAUGACCGAAGGAGUGGGGACGCCACGAUCUCCUUCCCUGUCCUCCACAGUCACGGAAGAGGGGCCAGAAGACAGGUCCCAUCCUCACCCCCUCCCGCACCUCCCUCCCUCGGAGGAGCUGACCAAAGCCGCCCUAAGGGGCCAAACACUUGACCAACUCAGCUGCUGGCAGAGGGAGGAACCAUGUGUUUCCCCAGUGGCAUUUCAUCUCGCUUUCACCCUGACGAAAGAUUGUUUUAAGCAGCAGCCCGGCCUGCCCAGCCCCAGGUGGGUGGGGAGAGGGAGAGCGGGCAUUCCUCCAGGGGGCAGAUGGUGACACCACACCUUCCCCCUGCCCCUGGGCUAGAUUGGAUUAGAAAAAUGCCUAUUUUUCUUGUAUCGAUGUAGAAACUCUAUUUUCUCCCAAAGACACUAUUUUUGCAGCUGUUUGAAGUUUGUAUAUUUUCCGUACUGCAGAGCUUACACAAAAUUGAAGAAGAAUGUUAAUGUUCGAGUUUUCUUAUCUCGUGUUUAGAAGUUGUUUUUUUUUGCAGAUCUUGGUGUUAAUAGACCAAAUAAAUAAAUAAGUAUUCCCAGCAGCUUG